CAAAGAAGAAAAGAGCCAGACCCAACAAACCUGCACUAGGAUAAUUAAUUGUGUCCUCGCUGGAAAGAAGAUGACUUUGGUCUGAAUAUUGUGGCGUUUGCAUGUGCGUUUAUGCGUGCUCACCUCUUUUAUGGUCAAAGGGUGACAGGUGGCUGCUGAUUCAAAAUGAACCUGCCAGGUGGCUUUGUCUGGUGCUGGUGGCUGUCGCUGCUUGCUUGUUGUUUCUUCACCUCCCGGGCGGCCAAGCCCAGAAUGCCUGGCCACACGCACCUCAACUCAAUACGCAUUGAUGGGGACAUAUCUCUGGGUGGGCUUUUCCCAGUGCAUGCAAGGGGAAAUGACGGCAAAGCCUGUGGCGAGCUCAAGAAGGAGAAAGGGAUUCACCGGUUGGAGGCCAUGCUGUUCGCUCUGGACCGCAUCAAUAAUGACCACGAACUGCUGCCUAACAUCACUCUGGGCGCUCGCAUCUUGGACACCUGCUCCCGCGACACUCACGCUCUGGAGCAAUCGCUGACGUUCGUACAGGCUCUGAUUGAGAAGGACUCGACCGAUGUCAAGUGCCUCAGCGGAGGGCCGCCCAUCAUCACAAAGCCGGAGCGGGUGGUCGGCGUGAUCGGCGCGUCUGCUAGCUCUGUGUCAAUCAUGGUGGCCAAUAUACUGCGUCUGUUUAAGAUCCCCCAAGUGAGCUACGCCUCCACAGCUCCAGAGCUGAGUGACAACACGCGGUAUGACUUCUUCUCCCGAGUGGUGCCGCCUGACACCUAUCAGGCUCAGGCCAUGGUGGACAUCGUCAAAGCCAUGAACUGGAACUAUGUCUCCACUGUGGCCUCCGAGGGAAACUACGGAGAAAGUGGUGUGGAUGCAUUCAUUCAAAAGUCUCGAGAGGACGGUGACCUCUGCAUUUCCCAGUCUGUGAAAAUCCCACGUGAACCAAAAGCUGGGGAGUUUGACAAGAUAAUUCGCAGGCUAAGUGAGAACCCAAACGCCCGUGUGGUCAUUAUAUUUGCCAACGAGGAUGACAUCAAGCGGCUGCUCCAAGCGGCAAAGAAGGCCAAUCAAACAGGCCAUUUUAUCUGGGUAGGUUCAGACAGCUGGGGGUCCAAAAUCUCCCCAAUACUGAACCAGGAAGAGAUGGCUGAAGGUGCUGUAACCAUCCUGCCAAAACGACAAUCCAUCAAAGGGUUUGACCGCUACUUCAUCAGUCGGACACUGGAAAACAACAGGCGAAACAUCUGGUUCGCCGAGUUUUGGGAGAACAACUUCCAGUGCAAACUUAGUCGACAUGCUGUGAAAAAAGGCUCUGGCAUCAAAAAGUGCACAAAUCACGAGAGGAUUGGUAAAGAUUCAUCCUAUGAACAAGAGGGAAAGGUCCAGUUUGUGAUUGAUGCAGUUUAUGCCAUGGCUCACGCUUUGCACAACAUGCAUAAAGAUCUCUGCCCGGGGAAAGUUGGCCUCUGCUCCAAGAUGGAUGCCAUCAAUGGCACAUUGCUGCUCAAAUACAUUCGAAAUGUCAAUUUCUCAGGAAUUGCUGGCCCGCCCGUGGUCUUCAACGUGAACGGAGAUGCUCCUGGUCGCUAUGAAAUCUACCAAUACCAGAUGAAAAAUAACACGACAGAGUAUAAAAUCAUUGGCCACUGGACCGACCAUCUGCACUUGGAUACAGAUGAAAUGCAGUGGCCAGGUGAAACACAAGAAGUGCCCUCAUCCAUUUGCAGUCAACCCUGUCGCGCUGGCCAGCGCAAGAAAAUUGUGAAAGGAAUACCGUGCUGUUGGCACUGUGAGAAUUGUGACGGCUACCAGUACCAGGCAGACACUUACACAUGCAAGAUGUGUCGCUUCGACCUUCGGCCCAAUGACAACCACACUGGCUGCAUUCCCAUUCCUAUCGUCAAGCUGGAAUGGAGCUCUCCGUGGGCCGUCAUCCCCGUCCUGAUCGCCGUCCUGGGCAUCAUGGCAACCGUGUUUGUGGUUGUUACCUUUGUGCGCUACAACGACACACCCAUUGUCAAGGCGUUGGGUCGUGAACUGAGCUACGUGCUUCUGACUGGUAUCUUCUUGUGCUAUGCCACAACGUUCCUCAUGAUCUCCGCUCCUGAUGUGUUUAUAUGUUCACUGCGCAGGAUCUUUCUUGGCCUGGGUAUGAGUAUCAGCUAUGCAGCCCUGCUCACUAAGACAAAUCGUAUCUACAGAAUCUUUGAGCAAGGCAAGAUGUCAGUCAGUGCCCCUCGCUUCAUUUCCCCGGCCUCACAGUUAGUCAUCACGUUCAGCCUGAUUUCAGUGCAACUCCUCGGGGUGUGUAUCUGGUUUGGCGUCGACCCCUCGCAAGCCAUCAUCGACUACGAAGACCAACGCACGGCCAAUCCCGAUACGGCCCGCGGAGUUUUAAAGUGCGACAUAUCGGAUCUUUCUCUCAUCUGUCUGUUGGGAUACAGCAUGCUCUUAAUGGUCACCUGCACGGUUUACGCCAUCAAGACCAGAGGGGUUCCGGAGACGUUUAACGAGGCCAAACCCAUCGGCUUCACCAUGUACACCACCUGCAUAGUAUGGCUUGCCUUUAUCCCCAUCUUCUUUGGGACGUCACAAUCGGCAGAAAAGAUGUACAUCCAGACCACAACCUUGACCAUCUCUGUUAGCCUCAGUGCAUCCGUCUCUCUGGGUAUGCUUUACAUGCCCAAGGUCUACGUGGUUCUCUUUCAUCCGGAGCAGAACGUACCAAAGCGCAAGCGCAGCCUGAAGGCUGUGGUCACCGCAGCCACCAUGUCCAACAAGUUCAACCCAAAAGGUGGUCUGAGGCCCAAUGGGGAGGCAAAGUCAGAACUCUGCGAAAGUCCACCCCCCUCCCCUGCAGUGUUGGCCUCCAAGCAGACAUAUAUAAGCUACAGUAACCAUGCCAUCUAAGAGGCAGCCGAGUGUGAGCCCAAGGAGAGAUACUCGAAGAUCUGCUGCCGCACAGACAAAAGCUGGGAUUGAAAGGAUGUCAUAUUUUUUUAGAUAAUAAACACCACUUCUAUCAGAUGGAGGAAACGUAAUUUCAAUUUCUUUGUGUGUCUUGGCAUGAAGGAAUUGACAAUAAAGCUGACUCCGACAUGAGUCGAAUGCAAGCAAGAGAUGAGGGAUAAAAAGUCGGGAAUCGUUCAUUUCCCCCUUCCCUGAGACACAUAAUGUUGGGUUGUGAUGUUUCCAGGCACAGGAUGAAUGCGCCACCUCAAACCAACACUUUGUUUGCUUUCAGAAGUCAAUAGCAGAUAUUUCAGGCAUGUACUUGGCUGAGCCAUUCGACUCACUCAAAAAAACAAACAAUAAAAACCUAGGUGGUGGGGGAUGAACUAAAUCUUGAUGGAGUUGCUACUCGUCAAACUGUACACUGCCUUACAAGAGUUUGUGAACGAACCAUAUCUGGCGACAGUCAAAAAGAAAUCGCUCGGUCAUUCCGAUUUAUUUGUGUUUUCUAUCAGUGUUUCAUAAUUGUGUCAAAAUGGCCAUCAAUUUUUGGAGCAAACCUAAUGUACAGUCCCAGAGCAUGCUUGUGGGCACAUCACGUGUACUGUGCUGUGUUGUCAAUGGAAUGCGAUGUGUCAUGAUUGUCAUUAACAGUAGCGACCAUUAGCCAACCUCUGAAAAAGGAGCCCAACAACACAGAAGUUGAUUUGUUUAGCUCAAU
Messenger RNA from Syngnathus typhle (broad-nosed pipefish), 3661 nucleotides. Its product is annotated as metabotropic glutamate receptor 4-like. Bases 166 to 2898 code for a protein of 910 amino acids. The record is from RefSeq and is a predicted model, not a curated record. Gene Ontology annotation, cellular component: membrane. Gene Ontology annotation, molecular function: adenylate cyclase inhibiting G protein-coupled glutamate receptor activity. Gene Ontology annotation, biological process: regulation of synaptic transmission, glutamatergic; G protein-coupled glutamate receptor signaling pathway. The transcript has 10 exons. Lineage: Eukaryota; Metazoa; Chordata; Actinopteri; Syngnathiformes; Syngnathidae.